Messenger RNA from Drosophila novamexicana, 1816 nucleotides. RefSeq names its product nuclear transcription factor Y subunit beta (gene Nf-YB). Gene Ontology annotation, biological process: regulation of transcription by RNA polymerase II. Lineage: Eukaryota; Metazoa; Arthropoda; Insecta; Diptera; Drosophilidae. The transcript has 3 exons. The record is from RefSeq and is a predicted model, not a curated record. Gene Ontology annotation, cellular component: CCAAT-binding factor complex. Gene Ontology annotation, molecular function: RNA polymerase II cis-regulatory region sequence-specific DNA binding; DNA-binding transcription activator activity, RNA polymerase II-specific; protein heterodimerization activity. Bases 77 to 583 code for a protein of 168 amino acids.
AUUUAAUUAUUUUAAACGAGGCAGCCAAUUAAAAAUAUAAACAAAAUAUAAAUGUUAUAAUUGUAAGAAUAAUUUUAUGCUGACAUUCUGCGAGCGUAAACAAAACAAAAAAAGAAAAAUGAGCAACAGCGAGGAUUCACAGCAAUAUCUCACAGAUAUGUUAGUCAAAGAGGAGGACGAGGCGUCGGGUGACGAAUCGGACCGACAGGAUGGACAUGGCAGCAUGCUGCGCGAACAGGAUCGAUUUUUGCCCAUUUGCAACAUUAUUAAGAUAAUGAAGGUGCCCGUGCCGCAGAAUGGCAAAAUAGCCAAAGACGCCAGAGAGUGUAUACAGGAGUGCGUCUCAGAGUUCAUAUCAUUCAUCAGCAGCGAGGCCAUCGAGCGCAGCGUCGCCGAGAACCGAAAAACAGUUAACGGGGAUGAUCUGCUGGUGGCCUUCAGCAAUCUGGGCUUCGACAACUAUGUGGAGCCCCUCUCCAUUUACUUGCAAAAAUAUCGCGAGUCAAACAAAUCGGACCGCAAUUUAUUUCUGGAGGGCAGCUAUAUGCAAACCGACGACGCUAACGAGUCGGGCAAGCAGUAGCUAUCUAUUAUGGGGGCCUAUUAUUUAAGUUUUUGGUACCCUUGCAGAGGCUAUUAUAAUUUCGAAAGAAUUGUACACUUUUCCAUUGUAAUAACAACAUAGCCAUGUCCGUCUGUCUGUUUCUGUACAAACUAGUCUCUGUUUAAAGCCAUCCCUUUGAAACGUUAGUAGGGUCUUAUUUUUUUUGCAGACAGUGUGUCUGAGCUGCCGGAAUCGGACCACUAUAGCUUAUGGAUGGGAACUAUCGUACAGAAGUAAAUUUUGAGAAGAAACCCGUUUGGUUUUUCAAUCCUAAUAAAUCGCGCAACUACUGCAAGUGUUUUAGUCUUCGGCAUGCCGAAGUCUAUUCUUUUUUUUUUUAAUUUAUGAAUUAUAUAUACAUAUAUAUAUAUAUAGUCAAGGUUUUACUUUUAUGGCAAGUAGCUUAGUAAUAUAAUAGUUUCAUUUAAUAUGUAUAUUUUAUAAGACACCAAGUACUUUUGUAUAUUCUACAGGUUUACAUAUUUGUAUAUGCUUACUGAUAUUAAAAGGAGUAUGAUGAAUCAUAUUGUGUUGUUACUGUACGAGUGUUUAACAUGAUGACAUUCUUAAGGAUACAGUUGAGUUUUAGCUACGAGAAGAGGAUUACUGCAUGGAGAAAUAGUACCUCUAGCUCAGCUAAAUGCUUGCAGAUUUCUUAAGUACUUGUUCAAUACUAACAUUUGGUAUUUGAAGAUAAGGAUAAUUCUUGAUAUCCCAAAAACUAAGAGAACAAAUGAUUUAUUCCCUAGCCAGUCGACAGGAAUCACGCUAUCAAUGUGGUGAUAUGAGCUUUUUCUUAGCUCCAUGAGGCAAAACGAAGAGGAAAUAUGCCAAAAGAUAAUUUGUAUUCGUUAUUUUAAUUAAAAAACAAAGUUAAAAUUGCCACACAAUUUUAAAAUGAACUAAAGCAACAGCUAAACAAGGAACAUUCCGUGUAUAAAAGUAAAAUAAGGCUAUAAGGAUUGAAAGAUCACUGGACUACCACAUAGACUACAUACUACAUAUACAUACACAUUUAUAUGCAUAUAUUAUAUUAGCUACUCAGUUAUGUUUAGUAUGUGGGGGGAGGGUUCUACCUAAGAAUAGCGUAGACGUGAUGCUUAGUUUCAUAAAUACAAUUAUAAGAGAUACUUACGUAUUAAAUAUUAUAAAUUAUUUGUGACUAACUCUAGGCUAAAAUGAUGUGGCUUAUUAACAUGGGGAUAGUACUCC